Pseudogymnoascus verrucosus is the source of this 1873-nucleotide messenger RNA. It is a transcript of the gene NOP12, whose product is annotated as Nucleolar protein 12. Bases 43 to 1815 code for a protein of 590 amino acids. The transcript has 3 exons. NCBI's taxonomy places the organism in Eukaryota, Fungi, Ascomycota, Leotiomycetes, Thelebolales, Thelebolaceae. The record is from RefSeq and is a predicted model, not a curated record. Gene Ontology annotation, molecular function: RNA binding.
AAACCAAGAUAACUUCACUUCUUUCCGCUCAAUUACUUCACAAUGGGCAAAAAAUCACGCGAAAGCAAUGGUGCAUCCAAAGAGAGCAAGCCUGCAAAGGCACCAAAAUCCUUGGUCGCAGUUGAGGCAGCUGUAGACCCUACGCUGGCCGCUCUUUUUGCUUCAAGUGCUGGCCCUGUACAGGCGCCACCAAAAAGCCGCUAUGAAGAAGCACCGCCCCCGAGCAAAAGACAAGCCGCUGCCGAGCAGGAUGAGGAGUCCGACCUUGAAGAAGACGAGGAAGACGAGGGAGACGACCAAGAGUUAAGCAGUGUGGAUGGUGAUCUCGACGACGAGGAUCUAGACGGUUUGUCAGAGGGGGAGGAAGAAUCGUCCGACGAUGGUGGCGCACCACUCAACCCAUUGGAGGCAGCUGAAGAUAAGGCUCCCCGCAAACGCAAGCGCGAUAACAAGGAGGAGGACCUGGAGGGGAAAUACCUGUCGAAACUGGCCAAAGAAGAAGAGAAAGAAGAGGCUGAGCGCAAAGCUGAGCGCAAGCUGAAGCGCCAAAAGCUCCUGGUGGAGCAGGGCGAGCAAAGCUCAGAAGACGAAGAUGAGGAGAUGGCAGACGCAGAGGACGCUGAGAUUGACGAAGAGAAGCCGAAAACGCGCCAGACUCCAAAGGAUGUACCAAUGCACGAAUCUCUUACCGUGGAUAAGGAAACCUCGGAGCUUGAGAAGGCGGCUCGCACAGUCUUCCUUGCGAACGUCUCAACCGACGCGAUCACCGACAAGAAGGCCAAGAAGACGCUGAUGGACCACAUGGGCUCUUUCAUUGACGACCUACCACCGCCUCUGGAUGGCAGGCCAAAGCCCAAGGUUGAAUCCAUUCGCUUCAGAUCUACCGCCUACGAAAGCACGCUCCCAAAGAAAGCCUCAUUCGCGACCAAGGCCCUGAUGGGAGCGACGACGAAGAGCACAAACGCCUACGUCGUAUACUCCUCCUCCUUCGCCGCCCGCGAAGCCGCCAAGAGGCUCAAUGCUACAGUGGUCCUUGACCGCCAUCUCAGAGUCGACGGUGUUGCGCAUCCCGCCAAAACCGACCAUCGCCGCUGCGUGUUCGUCGGUAACCUCGGUUUCGUCGACGACGAGAGUAUGAUGGACGAGGGCGACGAGAACCAGCGAAAGCGCUCCAAGAUCCCGUCAGACAUUGAGGAGGGUCUGUGGAGGCAAUUCGGCAAGGCUGGAGAGGUGGAGAGCGUGCGCGUCGUCCGCGAUGAGAAGACCCGUGUCGGCAAAGGCUUCGCAUAUGUUCAAUUCAAAGACGCAAACGCCGUCGAAGCAGCACUCCUCUUCAACGAGAAGAAGUUCCCACCUAUGCUUCCCCGUGUCCUGCGCGUCACCCGCGCGAAGGCCAUGAAGAAGACCGCCAACGCACAGAAGCGCGAGUCCGCACCGCGCCCAACCAUCAAGGGCUCCAACAAUCCCAACAACGUGGUCAUCUACAACCCGAAGAUGUCAGCGCAGCAGCAAUCGCUGCAGGGACGUGCAGGCAAGCUUCUGGGUCGUGCUGGUGCGGCGCAGUUCAGGAAGCGUGAAGAGGGAGGGAAGAGUCAGGAGAGAGCUGGCGGGGUGGGACAGGCUGUGGCGGCAGGGAUUAAGGGGCCGGAGGCGUUUAUUUUCGAGGGUUAUAGGGCUAGUUCGAAUAGUGGGAAGCCGAAGGAUCUUAAGUUGGGUGGGAAGAAUGUUAAGGGGAAGGGGAAGCCGAAGACGAGGAGUAGCCAGAGAGCGAGUGAUUGGAAGAAGACUGGGGGGAAGAAGGCUCCGAAGUCGUAGUAUAGUGGUAUAUAUGGGAAGGGAAUAGUGUAUAAAUGAUCAUGAUACCAUUACGGAG